ACUUAUUCCUUGCUUUCCAAAUACUGUAACAGAUGGCAGCCCAAGUUGCUUCUUCUUCCUGCUUCUAAUUUGCAUGAUCUGUUUGCAGAACUCUUGGAAACUCUGCAUAAAUUUGAAAACUCAACCAGAUCCAUGGUGGGAUGUUGAUUUUCUUCCCUAACGAGAAGUCUAAAAAUAGAUCUUUGAAGGCGGGGGCUUGUGACGGCGAGAGAAGCAAGUUGUGACGGCGAGAGGGAUGCUAGGGGCUGCGACGGCUGGGCGCUGCGAUGCCCGGAGCUUUCGACGACGGGGAUGCGAAAGCAUCAUCGACGGCGGUGCAGAAGCGGCGGAGGCAGCGGUGCAGAAGCGGCGGCGGCAGUGCAGAAGCGGCGGCAACGGUGAUGCAAAAGUGUCAGCGUCAGUGGUGUACAGGGGUAGACGGCUCCAAUGGGGUGUACAGGGGUAGCAAAGAUGAGGGCAUAAAGGGAAAGUCAACACAAUUUUCAUUCCACCUAAAUUUGCGCACCGAGUCAAAGUGGGAACUUUAAAUGUGGACGGAGGGAGUAUAUCUGCACAUUGUCAAAUGUGUCCUUGGAUCAAUGCCAGAAGAAGUGAAGAACUAAGUGAGGCACUUAAAGGAGCUAUAUUACUUUUUAAGAUUGAAAAGUAUAUUUAUUACUCCUUAAUAUACUAAUUUUAUGUUGUUUUAUAAAACCAUUAAAACAUAUUGAAAUGGUUUUCAAAACAAUUGGGAACUUCUCAAGUAAUCGAUCAAGUUUUUGAAAUUAAAUAAAUAUGGUCCAUUAGUCAUUAUUUAUACUCCCUCCCUCCCGCUAUAUUCGUCCACUUUCGACAUUUGAACUGUUCAUCUAAGCACUUUGACUCAUCAAAUUCUCUCAAUGUGUAAGCCUAAAUAUAGUCAUGUGUGAUCUUGUUUGAUUUGUCUUAACAUAUAGAUUAUUAAUAUAUAAUUUCUAUAAUUUUUUAAUAUACAAAUUACAAGAUAAAAUGGAUUAAAGAAGUGUAUUGGAU
Molecule: messenger RNA, 1011 nt
Organism: Cuscuta campestris
Lineage: Eukaryota; Viridiplantae; Streptophyta; Magnoliopsida; Solanales; Convolvulaceae
Source: the annotation of a GenBank genome assembly